AUGACUCGUCACUUGGUCAAUGAAGACGCGACUUGUGUUAGCCAAGCAGACGUGAUGGAUCACCCAGUCGGCUUGCCACCGAAUACAAUGGCGCCUCCUGCUACGAAACGCGCUGUUUCUAGCACCGAGGCCAACCCUAACCAGCAAGUUCCCUCGUCCUUUGGGCCUUCCAGCUAUUACCCCCAAGAGCAUCGACGCAAUGUCGGAUAUCUAAACUCUAUGGUCAAUGACAGCGAAUGGCAAAAACCCGCGUUGCUCUCCGAACACGAAGAAACCUCCUCGCUGUCGUCGUCCUUUGGCUUGCCUGACCCCUCCUCUGAGGAUCAAUUUUCGGGUCACCACUUCUAUUCUCAGCUCAAUACCCAGCUCAUCCAGGCUCAAAACAAAGAUGGGCUGCUGCAGGAAUAUCAGCGUCAGUCUAUGGUUGCAGACAGCAACAAUGCCCCUCUCAUGCCGGACUACACGGCGUCAGGAUAUGACCUCUGGAUCCAAGACUUUGGCUUCCCAUCCAUGACCGAGUCCCACGGCACCUCUUUCGCCCAGAGCUACAACGCAAACACCUGGAACAAUACACGCCGUGCCCCAGCUGGGGCCCAGCCCGUCUUCCAGCCUGGAGUCGACUACCCAGCUCCUACAGUCACCCAGCAACUGACCUCUAGCCAACGCCCUCUGCCCCUUCAGCGGGGUCUCACAGCACCUACAUUCAAUGGUCAGACCUCCAUCGGGCCAGCGAGACACUUUCCACGAGACAACACCGCCGCACCAGUCUCCGAGGAAACCUCCAGCCAAUCGAUGCCCUCCGCUCCUUCGAGCUCCUCAUCCCCAACCUUGCAGCAGGACGAGACGCCAAGCAUCCCCUCAGACAUCCACUCCAGCGACAAGCGGGACGCCUUCCUGAUCCACUGCAAGCGCCGCGGGCUCUCCUACAAAGACAUCAAGCGCCUCGGCGGCUUCAAGGAAGCAGAGUCCACGCUACGAGGACGCUACCGCACGCUGACGAAGGCAAAGGAGGACCGCGUCCGCAAGCCCAAGUGGCUGGAGCAAGAUGCUGUUCCCCUUUGCACGUCCAACCCCUCCGACCACUCUACUCAGCCGAAGGUUUCCUGGAAGGGGGUUUCCCAAUACAUUGCGGAAAAAGGGGGGUCGUACCAGUUUGGUAAUGCUACCUGCAAGAAGAAGUGGUGCGAGAUCAAUAAGAUCAAGGGCUGA
This is a messenger RNA of Penicillium chermesinum, 1209 nucleotides long. RefSeq lists its product as uncharacterized. The record is from RefSeq and is a predicted model, not a curated record. The coding region runs from base 1 to 1209 and encodes 402 amino acids. The transcript has 2 exons. NCBI's taxonomy places the organism in Eukaryota, Fungi, Ascomycota, Eurotiomycetes, Eurotiales, Aspergillaceae.